Messenger RNA from Epithele typhae, 1476 nucleotides. RefSeq names its product cytochrome P450. The transcript is spliced from 12 exons. Lineage: Eukaryota; Fungi; Basidiomycota; Agaricomycetes; Polyporales; Epitheliaceae. The record is from RefSeq and is a predicted model, not a curated record. Bases 1 to 1476 code for a protein of 491 amino acids. Gene Ontology annotation, molecular function: iron ion binding; heme binding; oxidoreductase activity, acting on paired donors, with incorporation or reduction of molecular oxygen.
AUGCCCCCGAAGUUGCCCCCUGGCUCCGUCUACCGCAACACCCGGUACCCCAACUCCUUAAUCACAUCCAAGCCGCCACCAAACACGAUACUGAGGAGCCUGGGAUGUCGAGGAUAUCCGGUGCUUGCAGGUGCUGCGCCGUUGUCGUGCCCUGGUCGUGUAUGGCUCUUCCGCUGGAGCUCUGACCCGCUCCGUCAUAUCCCGACUGUUGGUAGCCCGACCGCCUCUCUUCUGUCAUUCGUAUCCACUUCCCAGUGGAGGAAUAAUGCACGAGACUUGAUCAUGGAGGGAUACCAGAAGUACCCGGGGUCUGUCUUCAAGAUCGCGGCGUACGAGAGGUGGAUCGUGAUGGAGAAGCUGUCGCGUGCCAUUCCCGCGCUCAUCCCGGACUUCGUGCGUGAGUUCGCGUGCGCCUUCGCGGAUUACGUGCCCACCAAGGGGUCAGAAUGGACGACCGUGGCCGCGUUCCCAUUCAUGCAGAAGGCCGUCGCUCGUGCGACCUCUAGUGUCUUCGUGGGAGAGCCGCUGUGUCGCAAUGAGGACUACCUCAGGCUCGCGAUCAUUUAUACAAACUCCAUAGUCCACGACAGGGACGUCAUGAAAUAUCUACCCGGAUCCUUGCUGAAGACUAUUGUCGCCACUGCCAUGAGCGCCGCUUGGCGGACGAACCGCGAAAUGUACCUUUUCCUCAAGCCUCUGAUGGACGAGCGUCGGAAGAACAUGGCCGAGUUCGGCGACGACUGGGCUGACAAGCCUACCGAUCUGCUCCAAUGGCUCAUCGAAGAGGCCCCCACGCAACGUCAAACGGACAUGCAGAUCGUCGAGCGCGUAAUGGACAUCUACUUCGCCGCGAUCCACACAUCCUCCAACACGAGCACCCACGUGCUCUACUACCUCGCGACCGAGCCCGAGUGGGUCGAGACCCUCCGGGCCGAGAUCGAGCCCAUCGUCGCCGCCGAAGGCUGGACGAAGAACGCGAUCGCGAAGAUGUGGAAGCUAGACAGCAUCUUCCGCGAGUCCCAGCGCGUGAACGGCAUCAGCGUCUUCUCCCUCACCCGCUUCGCGCUGAAGGACAUCACGCUCGCCGACGGCACCUUCAUUCCCAAGGGCACGAACCUCGCCGCGUCGUCCUUCGGCACGCACUUUGACGACGGCAUCCUCCCCGGGGCGGCCUCGUUCGACCCGUUCCGGUGGGCGCGGAUGCGCGAGGCGAGCGAGGCGGAGGCGACGAAGCACCAGUUCGUCAACACCUCGCCCGAGUACCUCCCUUUCGGGCACGGACGGCACGCGUGCCCUGGACGCUUCUUCGCGUCGAACGAGCUCAAGGUCUUGAUCGCGUACAUCAUCCUCAACUACGACUUCAAGCUCGCGGCGGGCGCGACGACGCGUCCGGAGAACUUGUAUAUCGACGACAGCGUGGUCCCCAAUCCGACUGUGGAGAUUAUGUUCCGCAGGCGGGAGUCGACGUUGGAAUGA